AUGAACUGCAGUCUCCACGUGAGUAUCAACAGCGUGAUGGCUGGCGUGUAAACUCAACACUGAAGUUGUUGGGUUUUCACCAAGAUUUAAUACUACGCGGUUUAUUUGUAACAGAAGUAAUACAAAGACGAUGGCAACCGUCCGCAAGAAGGUAGAUAACCGGAUCCGGGUCCAAAUCGAGAAUGGAGUCGCUUUGCAGCAUCGGACCAUGUUUGUGGUGGUGGGGGAUCGUGGAAGAGAUCAGGUUGUCAUCCUACAUCAUAUGUUGUCUAAAGCUGCUGUCAGAGCUCGACCCUCUGUUCUCUGGUGCUACAAAAAAGACCUGGGAUUCAGUAGCAAUCGGAAGAAGCGCAUGAGACAACUGCAGAAGAAGAUUAAAACUGGCACACUGAACCUGAAUCAGGACGACCCGUUUGAGCUCUUCAUUGCUGCAACCAACAUCCGCUACUGUUACUACAACGAGACACACAAGAUUCUGGGAAACACCUACGGCAUGUGUGUCUUACAGGAUUUUGAAGCUCUCACUCCCAACCUGUUAGCAAGAACUGUUGAGACGGUAGAAGGAGGUGGUAUUGUGGUCAUACUGCUGAGGACAAUGAACUCUCUCAAGCAGCUGUACACUAUGACUAUGGACGUUCACUCUCGAUACAGGACUGAGGCCCACCAGGAUGUGGUGGGAAGGUUCAACGAGAGGUUCAUUCUGUCUCUUGCAUCCUGCAAAAACUGUGUUGCCAUUGACGACCAGCUCAACAUCCUGCCGAUCUCCAGCCACAUGGCAAACAUCAAGCCCAUCCCCCCAAAGACUCAGGAGGACGGGUUGUCUCCUCGAGAACAGGAGCUAAAGGACCUGAAGGAGUCUCUCCAGGACACUCAGCCAGUCGGUGUGUUGGUGGAUUCCUGCAGGACCAUGGACCAGGCUAAAGCAGUGCUGAAGUUUAUUGAAGCGAUCUCAGAGAAGACCCUGAGGAGCACCGUGGCUCUGACUGCUGCCCGAGGUCGAGGCAAGUCUGCUGCUCUGGGGCUGGCAGUCGCUGGAGCUGUGGCUUUCGGCUACUCCAACAUCUUUGUCACCUCACCGAGCCCAGACAACCUUCACACCAUGUUUGAAUUCAUCUUCAAAGGCUUCGAUGCUCUGCAGUACCAGGAGCAUCUUGACUAUGAGAUCAUCCAGUCUUUGAAUCCAGAGUUCAACAAAGCCGUGGUGCGGGUGAACAUUUUCAAAGAGCAUCGGCAGACGAUUCAGUACAUCCACCCAGGUGAUGCAGUGAAGCUGGGUCAGGCUGAGCUGCUGGUCAUCGAUGAGGCUGCAGCCAUCCCUCUGCCUCUAGUUAAGAACCUGCUGGGGCCUUAUCUGGUCUUCAUGGCCUCCACCAUCAACGGGUACGAAGGCACCGGACGCUCUCUUUCCCUCAAACUGAUCCAGCAGUUGAGGCAGCAGAGUGCAGACAGUCAGCAGAGCACGUCAGCUGAGAACAGGACCACCAACACGGCGAGACUAGCAGCAGCUCGCUCUCUCCAUGAGGUUUCCCUGCACGAGUCCAUUCGAUACGCUCCAGGAGACGCCGUGGAGAAAUGGCUGAAUGAGCUGCUCUGUCUCGACUGUCUCAACAUUCCCAGGCUCAUCUCUGGCUGCCCACUUCCACAGAGCUGCGACCUAUACUAUGUGAACAGAGACACGCUCUUCUGCUACCAUAAGGCAUCUGAGGCUUUCCUGCAGAGGCUGAUGGCUCUCUAUGUGGCAUCACACUACAAGAAUUCGCCGAACGACCUGCAGAUGUUGUCCGAUGCUCCGGCUCACCACCUCUUCUGCCUGUUGCCGCCUGUUCCUCCGACACAGAACUCGCUGCCUGAGGUCCUUGCCGUGGUGCAGGUUUGUCUAGAGGGGGAAAUCUCAAGACAGUCGAUCCUCAACAGUCUGUCCAGAGGGAAGAAGGCGUCCGGUGACCUCAUCCCCUGGACUGUGUCAGAACAGUUCCAAGACCCAGAGUUUGGCGGCCUCUCGGGAGGAAGAGUGGUGCGAAUAGCUGUCAAUCCAGACUACCAAGGGAUGGGUUAUGGCUCCAGAGCUCUCCAGCUGCUCCAGAUGUACUAUGAAGGCAAGUUUCCCACCAUGGAUGAGAGCACAAACUCCAACCACAAUGAAAUCACUUCCAUCAGCAGUGAGGCUGUCGGUCUGCUGGAGGAGGUGAUCACUCCUCGGAAAGAGCUCCCUCCUCUGCUGCUGAAGCUGAGCGAGAGGAGAGCAGAGAGGCUGGACUAUUUAGGAGUUUCUUAUGGCCUUACUGCACAACUGCUCAAAUUCUGGAAGAAAGCGGGUUAUACUCCAGUCUACUUGAGACAAACUCCUAAUGACCUGACGGGAGAGCACUCCUGUGUGAUGCUGAAGGAGCUGAAUACAGAUGAAGCCCCGGAGCAGAGCCAGUGGCUGUCUGCCUUCUGGAAAGAUUUCCGCCGGCGCUUCCUGUCUCUGCUCUCCUAUCAGUUCAGCAGCUUCCAUCCGAGCCUGGCUCUCAACAUUUUGCAGAAUAAAAAGUCAAAGGAGGAGACGAGCACUCUCAGUAACUCCGAGCUGGCUGCUCACUUCAGCCCUUACGACCUCAAACGUCUGGAGUUGUAUUCACGUAGCAUGGUGGACUAUCACCUCAUCAUGGACCUGAUCCCAUCCGUGGCGCGCAUGUUCUUCCUCAAGCAGCUCGGUGACGUCUCCCUUUCAGCAGCCCAGUGUGCGCUACUGCUGGGAAUAGGAUUGCAGCACAAGUCUGUGGACAAGCUGGAAAAGGAAAUCGAUCUCCCAAGCUCGCAGCUCAUGGGCCUCUUCAACCGUCUUAUCCGUAAAUUUGUGCAAGUCUUCACCAGCGUCCAAGAAAAAGCGAUUGAAGCACAGAUGGUAACUACAAAAGAGGUUUCCAUGGAGCCAACGGUCAAGAGCCUUAAUGAAGAUCUGACUGAAGCAGCUAAAGAGUUUGAAGAGAGGCACAAGCAGGACUUGGAGAAAGUAAAGGCAAUGGACCUGGAGGAGUACAAGAUUCGUGGAGAUGAUGAGGAGUGGGACCAGGUGUUGAAGAAAGCAGGGAGCACAGCUGUUGUCAGCAUCAAAAGUGACAAGAAGAGGAAAUGGGAAGGGGGAAACGCAAUAGCAAGCAACGGGGCUCCGCAGCACGGGAAACUAAAAAAGAAGGAAAUGCAACAUGGAAAAUUCAAGAAGAACAAGGACAAGCAUGGGAAAUUUGGAAAGAAGGCAUGACCGCAAAGAGAAGACCUUGAACAGGACUGUUUGUGUAAUUUAGAGAAGUCUGGGUAUGUUGGACUGAUUGGAACCAGCUGAUGUGUGCCCACAAGACUGGAUGUCCAUUGUUUUUCCUAUUCGUCAUUCAAUUCACUGGCAUUCUGCAUGUCAAAACAGGUUUGUUCCUAUGUGUGUAACUGCAUACUGUAAAUCAGCAGGAAAUAACACACUUUAGCCUCAUGUGCUAAAUAAGUAUAAUUUACUUAUGUCAAACAAUUCACUUUUAGAGUUCAGUUUGUCAUUCUUUUUAUAAAUACUUUAAAAAGCUUCAUGUAAACUGAUUCUUUUUAUGAAAUAAAAACCUGAGGUAUAUGACAGA
Molecule: messenger RNA, 3605 nt
Organism: Acanthochromis polyacanthus (spiny chromis)
Lineage: Eukaryota; Metazoa; Chordata; Actinopteri; Pomacentridae
Gene: nat10
Product: N-acetyltransferase 10
Exons: 29
Coding region: 131-3244 (1037 amino acids)
Biological process (GO): rRNA acetylation involved in maturation of SSU-rRNA
Cellular component (GO): nucleolus; 90S preribosome
Molecular function (GO): ATP binding; 18S rRNA cytidine N-acetyltransferase activity; tRNA binding
Source: RefSeq, a predicted model, not a curated record